AUGAUCCCCUGCCAAUCCCCAACUCGACCUCUAACAGUUUCACUGCCAGCCAGACCUCAGACUUGUACUUCCCACAGGACUACGGUAUUCCACAUUUCAAAGCGCCAGUCAGGAAAGAAGUCAGCAAGAGCACGAAUGUUUUGGCGAGCUCAGCCCAGUGCCACCGGCAGCUCCGGCCCAGGCAGAGGCGCAGCUCGGCCCAGCAGCAACGCGGCAGCACCAAGGCCUUACCGCUGCGGCACCCCGCUCCCUCCCCGACCCAGGGAGGAGGAGGCCUGGCAGCGAGGAGCCCCGCUCGCCCCGCCCGCGGCCCACCGACCGUUAACAGCCGCCGCCUUCUCCUCGCCGCCCGGCUGCACUCCCUCACGCGGAGCCCCACCACAGGCCGACACGGGCACUUCCGGCGGCACUACGGUCGGCGGCAGGGUAGCGGACAGGGUGUUUGAUAUCCUCAGGACAUUUCCUCUUGCUUUGGAUCUUGGCUCCGGAAGAGGUUACAUAGCUCAACAUUUAACCAAGGAAACCAUUGAAAAACUUAUUCAAGUUGAUAUUGCAGAGAAUGCUUUAAAAAAUGCUGUAGAAUCUGAAAUCCCUACGGUCAGUGUUGUAGCUGAUGAGGAAUUCCUUCCUUUCAAAGAAGACACAUUUGAUCUUGUUGUUAGCAGCUUAAGUUUACAUUGGGUGAAUGACCUUCCUAAAGCUUUUAGAGAGAUUCACCGGGUUCUUAAGCCAGAUGGAGUAUUCAUUGGUGCAAUGUUUGGGGGAGACACUCUGUAUGAGCUUCGCUGCUCUUUGCAGCUCGCAGAAUUGGAGAGGGAAGGGGGAUUUUCUCCUCAUGUAUCACCGUUCACUGCUGUCUCUGAUUUGGGACAUCUGCUGUCAAGAGCUGGCUUUAACACCCUGACUGUGGAUACUGAUGAAAUUCAGGUCAACUACCCAGGAUUGUUUGAGGUUAUGGAAGACUUGCAAGGUAUGGGGGAGAGUAAUUGCUCCUGGAAUAGAAAACCCCUGCUACACAGGGACACAAUGUUGGCAGCUGCUGCAAUAUACCGAGAAAUGUACGGAAAUAGCGAUGGCUCAGUACCUGCCACGUUUCAGAUCUACUACAUGAUUGGCUGGAAAUUCCAUGAAUCACAGGCAAGACCAGCCCAGAGAGGUUCUGCAACAGUUUCAUUUGGAGAUCUGGCAAAAAUAGAUGGACUUCUUUCAAGAGGAAAAAAAUAG
Nipponia nippon (crested ibis) is the source of this 1224-nucleotide messenger RNA. The record is from RefSeq and is a predicted model, not a curated record. Lineage: Eukaryota; Metazoa; Chordata; Aves; Pelecaniformes; Threskiornithidae.